Trichoderma breve is the source of this 855-nucleotide messenger RNA. RefSeq lists its product as uncharacterized. The transcript has 2 exons. NCBI's taxonomy places the organism in Eukaryota, Fungi, Ascomycota, Sordariomycetes, Hypocreales, Hypocreaceae. The record is from RefSeq and is a predicted model, not a curated record. Bases 1 to 855 code for a protein of 284 amino acids.
AUGAGAAUCGAUUUCACGCUCCUGUUCGUCACGCUCGUCACCACUGUGACUGCCAGUGCCAUCGAUGGCUCCCGGCAUGUGGUGAGAGUUGAGGGCAUCGCGCAGUCAGAGGAGCACGAUCUGUACAAGCGCAAGGGCGGCGGCGGCGGAGGAGGUAGAGGAGGCGGCAGCAGCGGAGGCAGCAGCGGCGGCAAGGGUGGCAGUUCUGGUGGUAGCAGUGGCAGCGGCGGCAGCAGUGGAAGUGGCAGCAGUGGCAGCAGUGGAAGCAGAGGUGGAAGUGGAAGCUCUGGAAACCGAGCCCCAACCUCCAACGUCGGAGGCACAUCUGUGGGUGGAAGCGGCCCCAAGCCGGCAUACGGCGGUGGCCGAUACUAUGGCGGUGGUGCGACAACUCCCUACCGUGCCGGCGGCACAAGCCCAAGUGGCAUUGUCCCGAUUGCUCUCCUUGGAGGUGCUGCUGCUCUCGCAGUCUGGCCCGGAAUCUGGCUGUACGGCGCGUACAUGUACCCCUAUCACCAACCGUACCACUUCCACAAUGACUCGAGCGGUCGUAACGAGACGCGAGAUGUUCUCUGCGGAUGUGGCACGUACGAUGUUUGCAGUUGCGAUGACAACAACAACACGGCGUACUAUGACAGCCUUAUCGGAAAUGGCAGCUACGCCGCGCUCAACAAGAGCGUUGUUAAUGUUGCCGACGUCAAUGGCACUACGACCCUUCUCAUUAAUGGCAGCCUUCCAAAUGGUACAACAGCCGACGGCCCAGAUUCGAGCGCGACUGGUCUGAGAAACGCUGCUGAGAUGUUCGGUUUCUGGCCUGUUGUUGCUGCGGUUCUCGUCACCGUCUUCCUCGCAUAA